Aureobasidium namibiae CBS 147.97 is the source of this 1824-nucleotide messenger RNA. RefSeq names its product putative Xaa-pro aminopeptidase P. Gene Ontology annotation, molecular function: metalloaminopeptidase activity. NCBI's taxonomy places the organism in Eukaryota, Fungi, Ascomycota, Dothideomycetes, Dothideales, Saccotheciaceae. The transcript is spliced from 5 exons. Bases 1 to 1824 code for a protein of 607 amino acids. The record is from RefSeq and is a predicted model, not a curated record.
AUGGAGAAAGUAAUCACAACCGAGCGACUCUCGCAGUUGCGAGAACUCAUGAAGCGCAACAAGGUAGAUAUCUACAUUGUGCCUUCGGAAGACAGCCAUCAGAGCGAGUACAUAGCACCUGCCGAUGCUCGUAGAGAAUACAUCUCUGGCUUCUCUGGUUCCGCUGGAACUGCUGUCAUCACUCAUGACAAGGCCGCUCUGGCCACAGACGGAAGAUACUUCAACCAAGCUGAAAAGCAACUCGACGACAAUUGGACUCUGCUCAAACAGGGCCUUCAAGAUGUACCUACUUGGCAGGAGUGGUCCGCCGAGCAAGCAGAAGGCGGCAAGACUGUUGGUGUUGACCCGACCACCAUCACAGCUCCCGAUGCGCGCAAGCUCUCCGAGAAGAUCAAGAAAAAGGGCGGCAAAGACCUCAUCGCUGUCAAGGAGAAUCUCGUAGAUUCGGUCUGGGGCUCAGCAAGACCUGCUAGGCCGAACGAGAAGGCUGACGUCCUCACUCUCGACUUUGCCGGCAAGAAGUUCCAGGACAAGAUCGAAGACAUCCGCAAAGAUUUGGAUAAGAAGAAGAGCGCCGGUUUCGUCGUCUCGAUGCUCGACGAGGUUGCCUGGCUAUACAAUCUACGUGGAAGCGACAUCCCCUACAACCCCGUCUUCUUCUCCUACGCCGUGGUCACCCCAACGACCAGUACUCUCUACAUCGACGACUCGAAGCUCACUGCUGCCGCAAAGACACAUCUCUCAGGCGUUGAGGUCAGACCCUACGAAUCUAUCUUCACCGACAUGGAAGCUUUCUCGUCGUCUUCGACUGGAGAUAACAAGUACCUCGUUUCCAACAAAGCUUCUUGGGCUCUGUACCAGGCACUCGGUGGAGAGGACAAGGUCGAAUUGAUACGCAGUCUGAUUGGCGACGCUAAGGCUGUCAAGAACGAGACCGAGAUGAAGGGUAUGCGCGAAUGCCAUAUUCGUGAUGGUGCUGCUUUGAGCGAGUUCUUUGCAUGGCUUGAAGAUCGACUGGUCGGCGAGAAUGCCAAGAUUGACGAGGUCGAGGCUGCUGACAAGCUGGAAUCGAUCCGCUCAAAGCACAAGCACUUUGUUGGUCUCUCAUUUGACACGAUCUCUUCAACUGGCGCGAACGCAGCUGUAAUCCACUACAAGCCAGAGGUUGGCGCAUGCAGUGUCAUCGAUCCCAAGGCGGUAUACCUUUGCGAUUCGGGCGCUCAAUACCUUGAUGGUACAACCGACACAACUCGUACCAUGCACUUCGGCGAGCCGACAGACAUGGAGCGUAAAGCAUACACUCUCGUCCUCAAGGGUCACAUUGCAUUGGACAAUGUCAAGUUCCCCAAGGGUACUACUGGGUAUGCGAUUGAUGUUCUAGCUAGACAGUUUCUCUGGGCCGAGGGACUCGAUUAUCGUCACGGCACUGGUCAUGGUGUAGGGUCUUUCCUCAACGUUCACGAGGGACCUAUCGGCAUUGGCACUAGAGUUGCUUACAGCGAGGUACCGCUGGCUGUCGGCAAUGUCAUCUCGAACGAACCUGGAUACUAUGAGGAUGGCGCUUUCGGUAUCAGAAUAGAGAACAUGUUUAUGGUGACGGAAAAGAAGACGACGCAUCAGUUCGGCGACAAGCCUUACCUGGGCUUCGAGCAUGUCACAAUGACACCAAUGUGCAAGAAGCUCACGGAUGCAUCGCUUCUCAGCUCGGAGGAGAAGCAGUGGUUGAACGACUACCACUCAAAGGUGUAUGAGAAGACGAAGGGAUACUUCAGCCAAGAUCAGAGAACGAUGAAGUGGCUCGAAAGGGAAUGCGCACCGUAUUAG